Phycodurus eques (leafy seadragon) is the source of this 2765-nucleotide messenger RNA. RefSeq names its product leucine-rich repeats and WD repeat domain containing 1 (gene lrwd1). Gene Ontology annotation, molecular function: chromatin binding; protein binding. The record is from RefSeq and is a predicted model, not a curated record. Gene Ontology annotation, biological process: chromatin organization; establishment of protein localization to chromatin. The transcript is spliced from 16 exons. Lineage: Eukaryota; Metazoa; Chordata; Actinopteri; Syngnathiformes; Syngnathidae. Gene Ontology annotation, cellular component: nuclear origin of replication recognition complex. The coding region runs from base 65 to 2224 and encodes 719 amino acids.
AUACGUCUAUCUACCCCGGGAAAGUUUCUGUUGUGCUGUUUAGUUCGUGUAUACCUCAUAAACAAUGGAGAAGAUAACUGAGAAGCUUCUACUGGAGAAAGGCUCUCCAAAAACCAAAAGACUCGAGGAGCUCAAGAUAUUAACUCUUUCCAAGCUCGGACUAAAAUGUCCCGACUUGCCGGUCAAGCUGCUGUCCCGCCUUCGGUCCCUGGAACAGUGGGAUCUGUCUGGGAACAGACUGCAAGAGUUCCCCAAAAACUUGGAGCUACCUGAGCUGCGCUUCCUGGACCUCAGCGACAACCAGAUGGAGGACGUCGCCUCUAUGGCGUCUCUUUGCAGCCUGGAGGAGGUCAAGAUGGAGGACAACCUUUAUAUCACCGUAAGUGACAAUUACAAGCUAAUGACGCUGCUGCCCAAUUUGCGCAGUUACAACGGCAACGACAUCACCAGCACCGCCAAUCACGUGCGCUUCGUAUUCACAGAGAACCUGAGGACCAGGAUCAUUGCCUUGUGGGAGAGGAGCUACAGCCUCCCGGAUUCCACCACGGCGGGCAAAAUGGCUGCCCUGGAGGAGGACUUUGUUCACGCGGCGCGGAAGCAGGUGAAAUAUGGACCCAGUUCGGUCAGCGACUUCACAAAAUGGAAGGUUGAGAUCAUGGCCAGGGAGUACCUGCGUUCUCUGACCGAACCAAAGGAGGACUUGUCAAACAAAACCACUCAGGUCCUAACCCCUGUGAAAAGGAAGCAAACCCUGGCGUUAACAGACAGCGACUUGCGACUGUCUCCUCGUAAAAAGGCGCGAGCCGAUACCGCGGUGUCCUCUUCGGCCGAGGACAGCCCCGGCAAAGUCGGCCUUCGCCUGAAAACCCGGAUGAUCACCAGUGGCACUGUUCCUGUGAGCCCCACCACGAGGGCUCAGUGUCCCUCGACACCUACCCGUGCCUCUACAAAAAAAGCGGCCGCCAGCAAGCUUGCGACGCUGCCAAGAAUAGCGACGGUGAAUGGAGCUAAGAGUGGACAGAAGGAGACGAGUGAUGAUGUGAUGAAGAGCAUCAACGAGACGCAGCCGGUGCGUCUGCAGCCUCUUCACGUCUUGCAGUGUCACAGCAAGAAGGACAACCCAGAAGACUUCUCCACUCAACUUUGGGCCUGUGCCUUCCAGCCUCAGCCUGACUCCUCUGGAAGCCGCUUGGUUGCGACGUGCGGCGGAGACUCUCUGUGUGUGGUCGAGUGUGAGACUGGCAUGGUGAUGAAGAAGUAUAAAGUGACUGGAGAGGAGUUCUUCUCGCUGGCGUGGUCCACGGUGCGGAUGUCCCGAGGAGACGAAGCCCCGGCGCAGCCCUGCAGCAUCCUGGCGGCGGGCGGAAAGCGAGGCCUGGUCAAGCUGAUCCACCCCCGGUGCAACGUGGCCUACGGCGAGUUCCGGGCGAGCCGCAGGGCGCUGUCAGUCCUCUGCUUCAACCACCGCCAGGGCAACUUCCUCUUCACGGGCUGUUACGACAACAAGAUAGUGCUGUGGGACAUCGGUGGGAUGGACAGCAAAUACAACUUUAAAGUUGUGCAACUUCUGGCGUUGGACAGCAGCUCCACCCCACUGCACAUCUGCCUGCCGCCCACCAGGCCCGACACGCAGCUCCUGGCGGCGUGCGACGACGGCCUGCACUACUACAACACGCAGCUCGCGGCCAACGGCGCCACAAAGAGGUCUAAAGAAGCGGAGGUGACCUUCCCGGUUUAUGAGAAGGAAGAGAAAGACCUUAACUACCACACCGUCGACGGCCUCAGUUUCCUCACUGAUGACAUCGUGGCCUCCAAGAACUUCACGCACGGCUGCAUCUACCUGUGGAGCUGGAACCGGACGCGAUCGCAGCGGCCCAACAAGAGCGGCUGCGUGCGCGCCGCCGUCCUGGCCGAGCUGCGCUGGGCCCACACGGAGAUUCCUUACCUGUCGCUCAACACCUGUCCCGGUCGAGCUUACGUCGUGUGUGGCGACAGCGAAGGCAAGCUGUGGACGUACCAUGUCGCUAACCUCCAGAAGGACAGCUUCCAGACCGGGAAGCCCAUCGAACCCACGGAGGUGCUCCAGUGGCCCUCCCCCGUCCGCAAGGGCCUCGGCCAGGUGGAGGGCCCGUCCAUCAACAGCUUGGCCAUGGACCCCGACCUCCGGUACCUGGUGGCCCUCAGCGACAAGAACAUGGUGAUGGUGUGGAAGACUGUGCCCUGAGCAAUUGAACACAACCUAUUAAUACUACUUGUAUGAUGAAGUGUCCGGCGAGAGUCGACACUCGUGUGAGUACCCAAUGUUCUUUGGGUUCAUUUCCAAAAUUCAAGACGUCAGUGGUUUCAUAACGUGGUGUAACGUUAGCCACUACCACAGUAUGCAAACACGCAUACCACCUCAGCUAGUUUUUUUAUACUCGUAAUCUGAGUACAAGAUCAUUUUUGAUAUAUUUAAAUCUUCUACAUUGGUCAAUUUUACUGAAGAAAUGGUCACUGUGUGACAUUUUGUUCUAAUGAUUUCGUCACUGUACUUUUAUAGUUACUCAAGAGUUCCACAGAAACGCAGUGUUGUGUUGAAAGAGCAAACUCAGCAUGAAACAUUUAAGUACUGUGAUUUUUUUUUUGGUGUGCCUUAUUACAUUUUAUUAAAAUGUUCUGACAUUUUCAUGCAUGUUAAUUAAUUGUUUGUAAUUUUUUAAUUUUGGAUUCUACUGUAUAUUUUCGUUUAGCUACAGUAGAGGUCCUAAAUACUGCCAACUACAACC